AGGAAAAAUGCACCAUCACUUUUUCUUAUAGAUCUUUUACUUAUUUUUACUAUAGUUUUAAUAGAAAUGAGUUUUAAUUUAUUUUAUAAAUAAAAAUAAUUUCACUGUCGUCAUGUCACCCAAAUAUAUAAGUUAAUUUUAAAGAGAUUAUAUAAAAUACCAGAAUUCGACAAAGAAAUAAAAUAGCUAUAAAUUGUCAUUUUUCUACAAAAGAUUUACAAAAGCUAUAAAUUAGAGUUUAUUAUAUUAUCUAUUAGCGAUAGCAAAUAUUAUGUAACCUUUGACUAUAUGUUGGAUUAGCAUGUCCGGAUUAAGACCACGCUAUCAUAGAUUUUAGCUCUUAGGUGACAUGGGGCCAGUGACAGGGUUUAUGAGAUAUUUUCCUUUGUGUAUAUAAUUAUUUUACCUAAUUGGGCCUCACCUGGGAAUGAAACAAAAUUUGUAUUUUAUGAAAUUGUGGUCACUUGAACAUUGACCAGCAAUUAAUAAAGAUCUAUUAUUUUACAAAGAAUUGGUUUUUCAUUCCAGCUAUUAUAGCCAUAUACCAACAAACAAACCAAAACGAACUAUUCCACGUUCACAAAUUGGCAGAGGACUGACUCUUUCCUGUUACCUUGCUCUACUGUCUACAUGCCAUACAAGAAUACAGCUGGUGCCAAGUCAACGACAGGGGCAACACCGUCCAAUUAUAAUACAAGGGCCAAAGCACAAGCCGCUGAGGACAUAUACUCCACAGAUCUAGAGGAGAUUCUGGUAAUAAUAACCGAACAACAACCAGGUGACGAUCAAACAGAGAUUGUCAACAUAACUGAACAGGAACCAGUAGCAAAUAACCAGAUAAAUUUGCAAGACACAGAACAAGCAGAAGAAGAAAUAGAAAUAGAACCAGAAGCUGAACAACAGAUAGUGCAUAUUAUUCCAAUAGUAGAGGGUAUAAGAUCAGUUUUUAAAGAACAAGUGAUGGCAGUGGGUGUACCUCAUCAUGAUCAAAACAAGCCAAAUUACAGUCAAAAUUAUAGAGGAUCAAGGCAGCAGUCACUGACCAAAUGCAAGUUUUGUGGAGUUAUAAGUCUUGCCAAGAUUUUUAUAUGGUUGUGGAUAAUGAUAUGUGUGUCAGCUGACAAGGUGCACCAGAUACAACGUAUCAAUUAUGGAGUAGUGUUUGAGAGACAACCAAAUUUACUUUCGGGUCGUGAAAAUUGGCUUCACACUUUCAAGAUUCCCCUUCCUAGCAAACAAACUGAUGGAAACUUUGAACAAUGUGGUAUAACACAUCAGCAUUGUUAUAUUUUAAACCAAGUCUUAUCACAACUUACUGCAAUUAGAACUCAAGUAUCAUCAAAUGUGAAUCACACAGUCGAGGUUAUUCAUAAACUUAUUCCACAUAUUGAUAUUGAAGACAAAUCCAAUACAGAAUCUAGACUAAAGCGUGGACUAUUUGACUUUAUUGGUUCAAUUUCCAACUCUUUAUUUGGCACAGCAACUACUGAGGAUGUAAAUAGAUUAGCAAAACAUGUAAACAUUUUAAUCAGAAGAAAUAAUGAAUUUGCAAAAGAUAUUACACAUCACGAUAAAUUGUUAUCAUCAUAUAUGUCAAAAACAAAUAAGAGAUUUGAUAAUAUCAUAGUUGGUAUAAAAAACAAUUAUGAAGGUAUUCAAAAUAUCACUAAAGAAACUGCAAAAUUCAUCUCACAAUUUGAGAAACUAAGCAUCAAAUUGUCAAAAUUUUUACUCAAACAAAUGAAUGAAACAGCUGAAAUUAAUAAGUAUCUAGAAGAACUCAAAAUAGCUGUACAUGAGUUAGUUAAAGGCAAAUUAUCACCAUUUUUAAUUUCACCACAAAAUCUCAAACGUACAAUUCAGCAUAUUCAAUCUAUCUUAAAUGACAAAUUCAAAGGUUUUUACUUAAAUAAUGUGAACCCAUCAUAUUAUUAUUCACAAGCUAACAUUUUAUAUACUAGACAUCACAAAAAUUUAUUCAUUAGCAUCAAAUUUCCAAUUACUACAUUUGUGAAUCCACUCACUCUAUACAAAAUAAACUCAUACCCUGUACCUAUAAAUACAACCAGCAAUCACACAACUCAAUUAUUAGAUCUCCCACAGUACUUAGUAAUCACAUCUGAUAACAGACAGUAUGCAGAAUUAUCAGAUGAAUUUGUAAAAACAUGUUCAGGAAUAGAUACACUGUACUGCAUACAAACUUUUCCUUUACUUUCAUCUGUUUCACCAAGUUGUUCCUUUGCACUACUGUUCAAUGACAAAGAAAGCGUACAUUCAGAUUGCAAUUUCCGAUUCCUUACAAAUAUCAUACAGCCAGCAGUCAUAGAAAUAACUGACACAAGUUUACUUGUAUACAAAACCAAAACACUUGCUUUUGACUGUCCAUCAGGUCAUAAAAUUGAAAAAUGAUGUUCCUUUUGUAUUAUACAUGUUCCAUGUCUUUGUUCUGUAAAAACAGAUUCAUUAUUUAUACCUGUAAAAAUAGGAUUGUGCGAUAACAAUACAAAUACAGUGACUAUAGUACAUCCAGUAAAUUUAGCACUUAUUCAACACUUUUUCUCAUCAGAAACUUAUAAUUCGAUAUUAGGUGACACAACUUUUACAGACCCAGCAGACAUUACACUUCCCAACCUUCAUUUUUAUAACCAUACAUUUAACUCAGUCAUUGCACAAGACAAUAAUAUACACUUAAGCCUGAAAAGAAUAGCAAAAGCAGCAAAAGCAGACAGAAAAAUAUUUACCUCAUUGUCAGAACCAUUACUUGAUGGUGAAAUUGAUAUCGACGAUUCUUGGCCAAACACAAAUAAGAUGAUCUCGCUAAUAUCUCUUGUGUUAUCAAUACUUUUGACGAUUGCUUGCAUUGUACUAUUUAACAAAGUUCGUGCAUUGACAACAGCACUUAUACUGUUACAAAAAGCUCCAUCAUCAGCUGCAUUUGUGACACAACAAACACCACCAACAUUUCAUUACAUGCAAUCACCUAUAUCAACAACUCAAAAUUUUGAUUCAUUAUUAUCACCACAGUUAAAUCAGUGGCCAUCAAUAGUGUUGUCAGCAAUCACAAUUAUCUCAUUUGUUGGAGUAUUGCAUUAUUUAUAUAAACAAGUAUGCACAAGACAUCACACUAAAAUCAUACUUGAAAUCAGCAAUGGUUUAACAUGCUUGACAAUACCAGUUGUCAAUUUACCAUUAUGUCCAUCAGAUUGGGAUAUUGCAACACCAAAUAACAUAACAAACAUGAGAAUAUCUGGUACUUUUUAUACAAAACUACAUGUUGAAAUGUCAGGCUUAAGCAUAGUCAAUGUUCACACAAAACAACAAAUCAAGGUACCUGACACAUUUACAGUCAAUCCAAUUAAAGCAAAAAUGUUGAGAAACAUUUUUAAAUCACCAUUCACAUCAUACAUUUUAGUUGUACA
This is a messenger RNA of Mytilus californianus (California mussel), 3419 nucleotides long. RefSeq lists its product as uncharacterized. Lineage: Eukaryota; Metazoa; Mollusca; Bivalvia; Mytilida; Mytilidae. The record is from RefSeq and is a predicted model, not a curated record. The coding region runs from base 631 to 2409 and encodes 592 amino acids. The transcript is spliced from 3 exons.